UCAGUACAGCAAGUAAUGUCGCCUGCCAGGAACUAAAGUCCUGUUUUAUGCGCUUCAUCUGAGAGUAUUUUCCCAUGCGGAUUUCACUGCACAACUGUAUGGAUGAAUAAAUGCUUUAGGAAACAUGGGAGCAGACAUUGGCAUCAGUUUGUGAGUACCUGACUCCAGAGCAGAGGUGAGAAAUUCAAUAUUGAGUGAUGUGCAUUGUCCCAUUCAUUUAUAAACUUCUUAUGGUGGAAUAGGAGAGUCCUUAUGUACUUUUAUAAAGGAGCAAGAAAACACUUUGGCAUCAAGACUUUGGGUUAUGCUGGUUAAACCCUGAGAGGUUGUCAUGGAGUGGCUGGCCUCAGCUUUAGAGCGAGACCUUGGAUUGGACCAGCGGCAGAUUGGACCAGGAGCACGACCCCAUGAGCUGGUGGCACUUGUUUCAACCCGCUGGCUUAUGGGACUAAGAGAAAGGAGAGUAACCCGUUGUGCUCGUUAUGAUUGUAGUAGUGAUGGAGAUAUUCGUACUUUCCUCCAGCGCUCUCAGGUAAAGUUACCUUCGGGGUGGACUCUUGUUUCCAUCCAAGGUCUAAGGAAAAGUAAGUUGAAUUAUAGGAUUGCCAGAGAAACAGGCCGGCAUGGAAAGGCCUUCUCACAGGACUCUUUUAUGAGACAGAUGCAGGACGUGUCGGAGUGCAACAUCAGGAAUCUGUGGCAUGAGGCAUAUAUAAAAUAUGUGCAGCCAUAUGCAAGAGCUACAGAUCAAACACAGGUUUUGGCCAUUGAUGCGGUUCACCAAGCUCUGCAAAAACUGUUUGGCUGUAUGUUUCUUUCAACUGACCGGUUGUCACCAUCCCUCUCUCCGGCCAGAGAGAAGGAGAAGGAGAGAGAGUGUCCUCUAUCAUCUAGCAUUUCAGCUGUCAAGCAAAACACAGAGACUCUGUGUCCAAAUGUGGUACCAGUUGAAUGCUUGCUUGAGUCGGGGGAGGUGCUGUAUGUCAUUCACCCAUAUACACGAUACUCCCUUCAUGAUGUUGUUACCUAUAGUCCAGCUAAGCUUGCCAACAGCAAUGCUAAAGUGUUGUUCAUUUUGUAUCAAGUGCUUAUAGCAAUGCGUGCAUGUCAUGCAUCAGGACUGUCAUGUGGAGAGCUUUCCUUGCAGGACAUAGCUGUGGAUGAGCACCUCUGCAGUCGCCUCAAAAUAUCCCUAGCACAUUACGAAAAACUUGGCGAGGAUGGAAAUGCAGCAGAGUAUGCAGUGAGAAGGCAAAUGCCCAAACCUCUAAAAGAGAAAGGUGCUGAAAAUUUAAGAAGUGGUGUCAGUGAACAGCACUGCCAGGAUUGUCAUGAUUAUCUCAAAUCUUUGGUCCUUGACUGGGUUCAUGGCAGAGUCAGCAAUUUUUGUUAUUUGAUGGAACUGAACAGAUUAGCUGGCAGACGUGAGGGUGACCCAAACUAUCACCCAGUUCUACCCUGGGUGGUAGAUUUUACUGUACCAUAUGGAAGAUUUCGUGACCUUAGGAGGUCAAAGUUUCGUCUAAAUAAAGGCGAUAAACAACUGGAUUUCACUUAUGAAAUGACCAAAGAAGCUCUUGUAGCAGCAGCCAAUGGAGCUGGUGUAAGCCUCUUUCCUUCCGAUCUUGGUGCAUCAGUUGGCCCUAGUGGUUCAGGACAGUCAGAUCAUCUGCAUGUACCACAUCAUAUUUCUGAUGUUUUAUCAGACAUUACUUACUAUGUCUACAGGGCUAGACAGACACCCAAAUCUGUACUUUGUAGCCAUGUUCGUUCUCAGUGGGAGCCCAAUGAAUACCCAGCUAGCAUGGAACGUAUUCAGAGUUGGACACCAGACGAAUGCAUCCCGGAAUUCUACACAGACCCUUCUAUAUUUCGGUCCAUUCAUCCAGACAUGCCAGAUCUUGAGGUGCCUCCAUGGUGUAACUCCUAUGAGGAGUUUAUUGCGGUGCACAGGCGCCUUUUAGACAGUCGUGAAGUCUCCCAGCACCUACACCAUUGGAUUGACUUAACGUUUGGCUAUAAGCUGACAGGUAAAGAAGCAGUAAAAGCCAAGAAUGUUUGCUUGCACUUAGUGGAUAAUCAUACUCAACUAACCUGCUAUGGAGUUGUUCAACUCUUUGAUCAACCUCACCCACCCUGCCUUGCACCUUAUCAAUAUUCACCCGCAGAACCUCCACACCUUGAUCCUAUCAGUGUGUUAGCAUGGCAAAUCCCACCUCUUGAGACUACAGUAGAUGUGGACAGAACAGUCCCAGAGGCAACCGGGUGUGAAUCUAGUGGUUGGACACUGGUUGAUAGGGAUGAAGAGCUGGAGCAGGGAACAGAGGCUCUUGAUUCCUUAAGUGCUAGUGUCUCUGCUACUACCACGAUGCCAGUACCUACUGUCAGCUCUGCAGGAGGGAAGACAAUUGGGGAGGCUGCUGGUCUGGUAUUGUCUCCCUCUCAUAGUUCUUUUCCUGGAGAAAAUGCAAGCAACGCCAUAAAUGCUCUUGGACCUAUAGGCAACAUUCUUCACAGAGGAACCUCGGUUAUUAAGAAGCAGGAAGGUAUUACUGCAUCUAACACAAACCCAGAAGAUUUUAAAAUAAAUUUGCCAGAAGGAUUCAAGCCUUUGCAACCAUUAGAAGAGUUAGAGAUGCUUAAUAUUUUCUUAGUUAAAGGGUUGCAUUCUGAAGUUCAGAAUACAGUAGACAUAGAGAGAAGAGCAUCAGGUACUGCAUCAAAAGCACCUUUGUCUUUUACGGACCUCUUCCACAGAGACAUGCAAGCCCUCGGUGUUUUCAUUGCAGAAAUAUUUUAUUCAUCAAAACUUCAGUGCAUAAAACCAGGAACAUCUUUGAGUGGACGUUAUCGAGCAGUUAUGAAGUUGUGCUCUUCUAGUCUUAGGGAUAUCCCACUACCGCUUCAUCACGCACUUGAAUGCCUUUUGCAGAUUCACAAGCACACAUCUGAGGCUGAAUCUUUGAACUUGCACUAUUCUGGCCUACCAUUACUUUUUAAAUAUGACCCAAUUCAUGAGGGCCUUCCACCGCCAAAUCCUUGGCAAAUGCUUACUCCUGUGUUAUCUCCAUUACCGUUUCCUGAAUAUUUCCCAGCACUUCAUCUCUUCAUUUUCUCGUACUAUUCCAAGAUACUGUCCAGCAACAGUAUUCAAGGUCGGGAUAUUGUUUUUAGCUUAUGGCAACAGCUGCAGAAACUUCUACAGGGUGAUAUUACUGCAGAGGGACUGGAAAUUCUCUUACCUUUUGUGCUUGCUUUAAUGACAGAAGAAUCGACAGCUGUAUAUGCUGCCUGGUAUUUAUUUGAACCAGUCUCCAGUGUCCUUGGGCCACGCAAUUCUUCAAAAUAUUUGAUAAAGCCACUUAUAGGUGUAUAUGAAAACCCCCACUGCCUUCGAGGUCGUUUCUACCUCUACACAGAUUGUUUUGUGUUACAGCUUAUAGUGCGGCUUGGCCUGCAAGCUUUUUUGUCUAGCCUUCUACCUCAUGUGCUCCAAGUUAUCACUGGAUUUGAGAGCUGUCGCAGAGGGGAAGGGAAUGAAUGGGAUGGACAUAAGACUUUAAGGGAUGGUAUGGGUGCCUUAGGAGAAGAGGAGGAAGACUUUGAAUGUGUCAAUGGCAGACCAUCAUCAGCCGCGUCAGCUGGCAAAGUGGGGGGUGGCAGUGGUGCUGGUAGCAGUGGUGUUGGGGUUGGAGACCCAGGACUUGUGGACUACUCAUCAGGCAUCAGUCUGAAUGACCAGGUCUUUAUUGCUGAUGGUGAGGACUUUCAGAACGGCUUUUAUGUCAAUAAUGGAACGUGUGUACCAACAGCUGGAGAAUCUACUAAACUGCAAGGCAAGAACUCUACAAACAAAGACCAAGAUCAGGAAUCUCUAAGUGUGGGUAAACUAAGUGACAAGAGUAGUGCUAGUGAGGUGUCCAUUGGAGAUGGAGACUCUAUCAAGGACCGAGCAAGUUUAAAGUCUGCUGACAGCAGUCAGGACUUAAAGCAGACCAGUGAUGUGGAAGAUGGAGGUGAUCUGGAGGAUGAAGAUGUAACAGAAGAGGAAAAAGACAAGACAGUACAGAGAGCUCCUAGUCUUGAACUCACAUUGUCUGGAUGCACAGAUGAGUCUGAAGCUACAGUAGGUACCCUAGAGGGGGACUUUAUGAAUGGAAUGGUGCAAGGAGAGAAUGAGAAAAACAUGGAAGAGGAUGAGCAUGACCCUUCAGAGGACUCUGAGGAAAAAGAGCACAAGAUAUUAUUGGACACUGUUUGUAAGACUGUAAGAUGGCUGUCUGCUAAAUUGGGGCCCACGGUAACCUCACGAUAUGUAGCUAGAAAUCUUCUGCGUCUUCUUACUACCUGCUAUAUUGGCCCUGAGAAGCACCAGUUUUUGCUGUCUGCAAACGAAGAAAGUAGCCUUGACAGCGCAGGAAGUGUUUAUGAAAAGAAACCAAUUGUUGGUGACCAGACUGCAAAGCCAGUUCUCGAUUGUCUUAUCUACAUAGCCCAUCUGUAUGGAGAGCCUGUUCUGACUUAUCAGUACCUGCCAUACAUUGGUUACCUAGUGUCUCCCCCGUCUUCCUGCCGCCUGAAUACUCGUAAGGAGGCAGGGCUUCUAGGUGCAGUUGUGCUAGCUCAAAAAAUUAUAGUGUAUCUGUCAGACACCACUCUAAUGGAUAUGCUGAUGAAGAUCAAUCAGGAUGUUCUUCUUCCCCUGCUCGACCUGCUCACCUCACCCAAAAUGGGUUUUCCCAGCGGGGUGCAGUCCCGUUCUGCUGUGUGUUUAAAGACUCUUAGCCUGAUGGCACUGAUAUGGCUGAGAAUUGGCAGGGAGAUGGUGCAACAGCACAUGGCAGACACUCUCUGCAAGUUCUUUCGGGUCUUCUCUUUGCUGGACAGUCUGCAGCACCAGACAGAGAACAGACCCCGAAAAGUGGUUGGAGAGUACACAUAUAUUGAGGUGUGCACUCCAGGGGGAACAUUGGUGACCUGUGAAGUGGGGGUUCUGGAAGAACUUCAGGCCGUGUUUAGCCCAGAGAUGGCAUAUACCUCUUAUAUCCCAUUGCAGUGUCUCAUUGGUGAUGCAGUUAUUCGCAAGUUAGUUCCUAACCAUGACUUAGUUUGGGGACUGGCUAUGUCCUAUCAUAGGAAAGUAAGCCCAGAAACACCAGAAUCAAACCUAGCUGGCGGUCAAAAGGCAGAGAUGGCCACUUCUUCCAUGGGCUUCUCUCCAAGCUUAAGUCACCAGUUUGGUCGCAGUCCCUUUCCAGCUCCCUCGUCCACUUCAACUCCUCUUAGUGGGGACCCUCUUCCUGAAUCUGGAACCUUUGGCAGUCACUUAAUAGGAAAUCGCAUCCAAGUAGCCCGGGACACUGAGCCAAGUAGUAGCCCGAAUCAGUCAUCUCUUGAUAUCUGGGUACGGCCUCUUGUGAGCUAUAUGCCAUCCUCUAUGUUUGCCCCCAUGUCUGCGGGAACAGUUUCCUCAUUUUCUUCAUCCUCUUGGGUCCUGGGUCACACUCCUGAGGACAGCGCACUGAAGCAGGAGCUCCCACGCAGCAGUCGAUCUCUGCAGGGUAACUGGUUGGCGUACUGGCAAUAUGAGAUUGGAUUUAACCAGCAGGACCCACGUUUCCAUUUCCACCAGAUCCGCUUGCAGAGCUUUUUGGGCCACUCUGGUACAGCUAAGUGUCUGGCUCCCCUAGCGGGUGAGGACUUUUUUCUUUCUGGAAGCAAAGACAAAACAGUGAAACUCUGGCCACUGUAUAAUUAUGGUGAUGGCACUCAAGAGGUAGAACCACGGCUGACAUACACAGAGCAUCGCAAGUCUGUGUUCUGUGUUGCACAGCUGGAGUCAUUACAGGAGGUGGUGAGCUGUGACGGCACUGUACAUAUUUGGGACCAGUUCACAGGCAAGCAGAUUCGCUCUUAUGAAGUACUUGAUGGAAAGAAUCCCAUCACGGCCGUCACCACUAUGCCACCUCCUCAUUGCAGCGUGGUGUUUGCCAGUGCUGACUCUGUCCUUCGUUUUUUAGAUCCACGCAAACCUGGCUUACAGCACGAGUUUCGCCUGGCCUACAACAACCUAAGUGCGGGUCUAAUUCGCUGCCUUGCUGUGAGCCCCGGAGGACGUACAGUGGCGGCUGGAUUCUCUUCAGGAUUCGUAGUGGUGUUGGAUGCUCGGACUGGGCUGGUGCUGCGAGGCUGGCCUGCCCAUGAGGGAGAUAUACUGCAGAUGAAGGCAGCAGAGGGGAAUUUGUUGAUUUGUUCCUCCACCGAUCACACUUUGUCAGUGUGGAAAGAUCUGGAGCACAAGCCUCUUCAUCUGUACAGGACUCCAUCUGAUCCAAUCCAUGCCUUUGACCUCUAUGGUGCUGAGAUUGUGGCAGGCACUGUGGCCAACAAAAUAGGCGUGUACUCCAUGAUGGACAUCUCUGCCAGCCCCGCUAGUUGUACCAAACUUAGCUCUGAGAACUUCCGCGGUACCCUCACCAGCCUUGCUGUGCUGCCCACCAAAAGGCUUCUGCUGCUGGGUUCUGAGAAUGGAGCCAUCAGACUUCUGGCUUAAACAUUUGUAAAGCUCCAGCACAAGCAGUACUGAUGUUAAGUGUUGCAUUAAUAUAUUUGCUUUUUGCACCAACGCUGGCUCUGCCUAAUAAGCAAAGAUGAUUGUCAUCUCAUGCCCUUUUCAGCUAUCGUGGGGAGCUUCUGUGACUGAAGAUAAUUUACGAAUGUCUUACCACCUUAGUUUUACUAAGGUUUAACAGAACAUUUAAAGUAUUUACACAAUCAACAAUGAAAAGAUCAGCUUCACAAACCAUUUAUACAAUUUUAUACAAUUUAUCUAUGGAGUUUAUGAUCAGCUGUUGUUUAUGUACAAGGAAUUCAUGGAUCUAAUUUCUUAUCCUGGUAAAAGAUAAACUGUUUCUAUAGACAAGUGGGUAAGAAGAACUACUCAGGAAUGUUGAGCCUAUCAUGGUUCCACUGUAGUGUUUACACUUUUAAAAUAGGUGUUCAGAAUCACCAAACCCCACUGUGUGAAUCACAGGAAAAACCUUGUCAAUGCUAUAAUGUUACCAUGCACCUGAGACAUUUAACAACUAUGCAGUAUUUGUGGGUUUUUAUCUGUAUUCCAUGUUGUCCACUGUAUGAGUACUACCUUUAUGAACAUAUAGGAAACCCUAACUAAUAUUAAUGAAAGGUAUAUGAAAGGUAUGUUCCAAAACGUCAUAUCAAUCAUUGCAUAUUGGUGUCACGCAUGCACUCAGUUAUAUACCCAUGUGUGUGUAUGUGUGUGUACGCACCACAGUAGAUGAGGAAAUAUGUAGCCAUAGAUUAUCUAUGAGAAAGGGUUGAGUAACAGGUCAAUAAUCCCAUAAUAAAUGGGAUCUACAUUUUAGUGCAACAGUAAAUUCUUACAAAGUUUGAAUUGUUCUCAAUAAUUGUAUUGUCAUAAGUUAUGUAUACCUGUAGUAUUCUUUUUAUUUCUUAUAUACUUGUGUAUCCUAACCACUGAUGAAAGAAAUGUGAAUUAUAUGCACAUAGUAGUCUCUUAUUUGACAUUCCAGUUAGACUGUAAUCAAGUUCUGAGGCUGUAACAUUUGGCAAGUAUAAGAUAAUGUUUUACAGCUUUAUCAAGAUUAAUUAAAAUCAGUUAACACACAAUCCACAAAGUACACUGGCUCAUGAUCAGACAAGGGUAUACAUAAAAGAGACACUCCUGGAUCUAUUCCCAAUUCCAGCUCUGAUCAUAAUUCUACUUUGGAAAAGAAUUUAGAUUACAGUUACUAAUCUGAAAUAGAUCUCUUGCAAUAAACUCUAAAUGUUUGGUUAUACAUUUUUCUUGCACAAGUGCAAGUCUGCCUAGAAAUCCCAAAAGUUUGGGAGUUCUUUAGUGAGACGACAUCUCUUAAACUGAUCUAUUGUUCAUGUCUGUAAGAUUUUACAUCGUCUGUUGUCUAACUGCAAUAUAUGGAAUUGUUUA
Molecule: messenger RNA, 7969 nt
Organism: Clarias gariepinus (North African catfish)
Lineage: Eukaryota; Metazoa; Chordata; Actinopteri; Siluriformes; Clariidae
Gene: wdr81
Product: WD repeat domain 81
Exons: 12
Coding region: 332-6553 (2073 amino acids)
Biological process (GO): aggrephagy
Cellular component (GO): mitochondrion
Molecular function (GO): phosphatidylinositol 3-kinase regulator activity; protein binding
Source: RefSeq, a predicted model, not a curated record